AUGAACGGCAAACUCAUGGCUGUCCUGACUCUGUGCCUGAUCUCCAUGGCUGUGUCUCAGGGUAGGACCCUGGCCAGGAUGGGAACUGAGCUCCGGUGCCAGUGCAUAGCCACUCAUUCCAAGUUCAUCCCUCCUAAGUCCAUUCAAGAUGUGAAGCUGACACAGAGCGGCCCCCACUGCAAGAAUGUUGAAGUCAUAGCUACUCUGAAGGAUGGCAGAGAGGUGUGCUUGGAGCCCACUGCUCCCUGGGUACAGAUAAUCGUAAAGGCAAUUUUGGCCAAGGCUCAACUCAACUCUGACUCGCCAGUCUAA
Messenger RNA from Nestor notabilis (Kea), 312 nucleotides. Its product is annotated as interleukin-8-like. Bases 1 to 312 code for a protein of 103 amino acids. NCBI's taxonomy places the organism in Eukaryota, Metazoa, Chordata, Aves, Psittaciformes, Psittacidae. The record is from RefSeq and is a predicted model, not a curated record. Gene Ontology annotation, biological process: inflammatory response; antimicrobial humoral immune response mediated by antimicrobial peptide; chemokine-mediated signaling pathway. Gene Ontology annotation, molecular function: CXCR chemokine receptor binding; chemokine activity. The transcript is spliced from 4 exons. Gene Ontology annotation, cellular component: extracellular region.